UCUUCCUCGAGUUGAAGAAACUUACUUCCGCGGUUCGUUUAAUGAAUGUGUUCAGCGGUUCGAUUUCUUCAUGUCUCUUUCGUAAACAACAGCGGUCCCUCCGGGAUUUUACCUUCUUGUUCUUUUUUAUCGGACGUUCCUUUUUGAUUUCUUAUUUGUUUCGUUCGAAAAGUCGAUUGAGAAGCUUAUCGUGGGGAGCGAGUUAAAUAUCUAAAACAUUUAAUGUAAAAAAAAUAAAAUUGCACAUAUUUGUGGAUUUUUUACAUACAUUUUUACAUUUUACAUUUGUUUGUAAAUAUUUUUCUCUUUUAAACUUCUUAUACAUCAUGUCAGAAAUUUCGGAAAACCUGUGCCAAAUGCUUUGAACUUAAAUUGAAAAGUACGAAAGGUCGAGAGUCGGAUCUAUAGAAUGGCCUAAGUUGCCAAUCCAGGAAAACACACAAAACCUCUAGUACCCAAUAUAUUUCCACCAGCCGAGGAGGAUGUGCGACAACAGGCUAUUAUGGUUGUAAUAAACAAAAGUUUAAGUACACCUGUCCACGCUGUAAUAUAGCCUAUUGUUCUGUGGAUUGCUAUAAAUCUCAGGCCCACAUAAAAUGUUCCGAAGCCUUUUACAAACAAUGCAUACAAGAUGAAUUGGCAGCGAAAAUGGGGGACGGUGGCCAAGGGAAUAGCGAUGAUGUACGAAAAAUGUAUGAUAUUUUGAGAAGAAUACGAGAAUCUGAUGCCGGCAUACCGAUUGAAGAUUUUGACCGAGAUUCAUUAGAUUCAGAUGAUGAAACUUGUGGACCCGAAGACGACGAAGAGGCAGACACCAAUGGGGUGGAAGGAGGCCAACACGGCGAAUUUGAAGAAUGCUAUGAAUUAGAUAUUGCUGAACGUCUCAAAGAUGUUGAUAUCAAUGAUGCCGAUGAAGUAUGGGAACACCUGACACAAGAGGAAAAAGAAGAAUUCAAAAAGCUCCUUGCGACGGGAGAUAUUAUGAAAUUAGUACCAGAUUUUAGGCCAUGGUGGUUAAAAGACAAUAAAACUUCCAAAAUUGUCGAUAUCUCCAAGAAAAACGAAGGGGAUUGUCAUCGAAAUAUUCCACCAAUUUAUGAAAAUAUAGCAACCUUUUCUACAAUUUGUAGUAAAGAACCGGCACCUUGUCUCCACUACAAUUUGUGGAAUAUAUUGACUGCUUAUGCUUGUACAGCACGCUAUUUUCAUGGUGAACAAUUGGCAAAUCCAAAUGAAUCUGCUGCAUUUAUGGUAAAUUUAAGUUCCAGCCUUAAAUAUGGUACAAAUUUUGAAGAGGUCGAGGAUGCGAUAGUCUCUGUAGAAAUGGAAGCGUUGACUACAGGAAAUGGUGCUGCUCAACUUCUACCAACGAAUUCACCUCAAACGUUGAUAGUUGAAAGCCGUGACCAAUUGCAUGCCGAUGCCAAAGCCUUAAUGUCAACACGUCACAAUAAAUUGGCAGCCUUAAGUGAUAUUUUGAAAAUAUUUCAACUUACCAAGAAUAUUCUCAAGAAAGCCAAAAAAGAACAUGCCGAGUUCCAAAAGUUAUUUGCUUUAAGCAGCGGCAUGGAAGAGUUGACACGUACAAAAACACAACAGAUUGUAAAGAAAUUGGAAUUUUAUUUAUCAUAUGUUAAUCGGGAUGCUGAAAGUGAUUUGAAAUAAUAACUGUAGAUAAUAUUAAA
Molecule: messenger RNA, 1685 nt
Organism: Musca domestica (house fly)
Lineage: Eukaryota; Metazoa; Arthropoda; Insecta; Diptera; Muscidae
Product: zinc finger HIT domain-containing protein 2
Exons: 3
Coding region: 649-1665 (338 amino acids)
Source: RefSeq, a predicted model, not a curated record